GUUAAAUAUGCCACUUGCUAGCCAUAGAUAUAAAGCUAGCGUUGUAAACGUAUUUGGUAACUGUCAAAAUUGCUUGACAUGCGUAACUUGACUUUGACGUUUCUUUUUUGAAUCGGUUUGGUGCACGAAGCUCCAAGAUCGCAAUGGCAAAACCCAAGGGAGAGAGAAAAGGCAAAUCUGCCAUCAACGAAGUUGUAACUCGUGAAUACACGGUUAACUUACACAAACGGCUUCAUGGAGUAGGGUUCAAGAAACGUGCUCCUCGUGCCAUUAAGGAAAUCCGUAAAUUCGCAGAGAAACAAAUGGGAACCCCCGAUGUUCGUGUGGACACUCGCCUAAACAAAUUCCUUUGGUCCAAGGGAGUCAGAAAUGUCCCCUUCCGCGUCCGUGUGAGGCUGUCUCGCAGACGUAACGAUGAUGAGGACUCAGCACACAAACUGUUCACCCUCGUGACCUACGUACCAGUAGCCUCAAUCAAGGGCUUGCAGACAGAGAAUGUUGACGCUAGCCAGGAAUAAACACUAAGUUUAAGCUAAAACUGCAA
Molecule: messenger RNA, 544 nt
Organism: Helicoverpa armigera (cotton bollworm)
Lineage: Eukaryota; Metazoa; Arthropoda; Insecta; Lepidoptera; Noctuidae
Gene: RpL31
Product: Ribosomal protein L31
Exons: 3
Coding region: 144-518 (124 amino acids)
Biological process (GO): cytoplasmic translation
Cellular component (GO): cytosolic large ribosomal subunit; ribosome
Molecular function (GO): structural constituent of ribosome
Source: RefSeq, a predicted model, not a curated record